Molecule: messenger RNA, 2256 nt
Organism: Lacerta agilis (Sand lizard)
Lineage: Eukaryota; Metazoa; Chordata; Lepidosauria; Squamata; Lacertidae
Product: protein farnesyltransferase subunit beta-like
Exons: 12
Coding region: 101-1372 (423 amino acids)
Biological process (GO): protein farnesylation
Cellular component (GO): protein farnesyltransferase complex
Molecular function (GO): protein farnesyltransferase activity
Source: RefSeq, a predicted model, not a curated record
GACCUUUCUUGCCUUCAGUGAGCCGCCGUAGCCGGGCUUGAGCACACUGCCUCCCGGGCUGCAAGCCUCAGUCGCGCGGGCUGAGCGGCUCUGUGGGAUCAUGGCGGCCGCCGCUUCUACCCAGCCCGUCGCCGACAGGCGACACUACCGGCGGGGCGGCACGGAAGCGGGCCGGGAGAGGCUGGAGGACGAUGGAGUUCGGACCCUCACUUCAGCUGAGCAGACAAAAGUAGAAGAUAUAGUCCAAGAGGUCUUUGAUGCUUAUAAGACAAAUCAUCAUGAUGCGCAGUUUGUUUUGCAGCGAGAGAAACACUUCCACUACCUGAAGAGAGGGCUGAGACAACUGACAGAUGCCUAUGAGUGUCUAGAUGCCAGCCGCCCGUGGUUGUGCUACUGGAUCUUGCAUAGCCUUGAGCUGCUUGAGGAACCCAUCCCGGAAUCUGUAACUUCAGAUGUGUGCCAGUUCCUGAGCCGCUGUCAGAGCCCCAGCGGAGGCUUUGGAGGGGGACCAAACCAGUACCCACAUCUUGCUCCAACAUACGCAGCCGUCAAUGCUCUCUGCAUUAUUGGGACUGAAGAGGCAUACAGUGUUAUCAACAGAGAGAAGCUUCUGGACUAUUUGUAUUCCCUGAAGCAGCCUGAUGGCUCCUUCAUCAUGCACAUAGGGGGAGAGGUGGAUGUCAGGAGUGCAUAUUGUGCUGCAUCAGUGGCCUCGCUUACCAACAUCAUCACACCAACUCUCUUUGAAGGGACAGCGGACUGGAUAGCAAGAUGUCAGAACUGGGAGGGUGGGAUCGGUGGCGUCCCUGGCAUGGAGGCCCACGGAGGGUACACUUUCUGUGGACUGGCAGCGCUGGUCAUUCUGAAAAGUGAGCACGUCUUGAAUCUGAAAAGCUUAUUGCACUGGGUUACAAGCCGCCAGAUGCGUUUUGAAGGAGGGUUUCAGGGCCGUUGUAACAAGCUGGUAGAUGGCUGCUACUCAUUCUGGCAGGCUGGCUUGCUCCCUCUCUUACAUCGAGCCCUGCAUGCCAAAGGUGACUCUGCCCUCAGUAUGACACACUGGAUGUUUGACCAGGAAGCGCUUCAAGAGUACAUCCUACUAUGCUGCCAGUGCCCUGCAGGGGGCCUCUUGGACAAGCCGGGAAAGUUUCGUGAUUUUUACCAUACCUGCUAUUGCCUCAGUGGGCUGUCGAUAGCACAGCAUUUUGGCAGCGGGGACCUUCUCCAUGAAGUAGUGCUAGGAGUGCCAGAGAACCGCCUGCAGCCUACGCACCCUGUGUACAACAUCUCCCCCGGCAAAGUGGUGCAAGCCGUGAUGCACUUCCUGAAGAAGCCUGUUCCAAAUACAGAGGAGGAGCCUGUUGCUAACUGAGAGGGGCUGCUGCCCGGGUAGACACUGUGCAGUGCCGUGUCCUGCCGUUCAACGCAUGGCACUGCAAGUCGCCUUGGCCAUUGUGGUGGGCCCUGGCCCUGGAGCUAACUUUUUGAUUAUUUUCAAACUGGGCUCAACUUUUGUGUGUGCAACUUUUGAGAGAGUUCUGCUAGCCAUACCAAAACCUGAUCAGUUUUCAGGACCUAGUAGCAGAUUGGCUGUGUGGUGGCAUACGGUUUGACAUGCUGGCUGCUCAUUUGCGUGGGACGCUCUCUCACCUUGCAAGCAGGAGCAGUUUUGGUUUUGAAACAAUGCAGCAUGUUAGUAUCUUAAGCAUCUGGCAAACCAGUUCUGUUGUUUCAUUUGCACUAUGCUAAGUAUCUUGGGGGGGGGGGCAGCUUACUAAUAGGCUGAUUACUGGCCUAGCCAGAGUUGGUGCCCUGAUCCCAUACCCUUACAGGCAAUAUAUUCUGUCCAUUUAUACUCCCUGAAGCUAUUCCAAGUACUGCUAACCAAGACAUGGGACUCUGGCUUUAAAAUGUAAGCAUAUUCUGAGUCAAUAGUGUGCACAUCAACACUGUAUUAGUUGUAUGUCGGCUGCUGGAGCACAUCCCAGGGGUGUUGUCUUGGAUACCCCCCUUGUGUUAAGCUCUUUUCCAUUAUGUAAAGUGGUGUUGAAGGUCUCACUCUGCAUCGAGCAAAAAAGAGGCCACUGGCAAGAUUGUGUGCAAAAUUCUUCCCCUCCCUUGCAUAUUGGUACUAGCCUGCCUAGUGGCAGGAAUGACAAUGUAAUAAUGUUUGUGCAUUUUAUUAAACAUAAACUAAUUCCUUUCUUAUUAUCUGUCCAGUUGUGACCGUUCAUAAAACUUUUUGAUGCAAUUGUA